AUGUUUCUUAGGCAACGUUGGAUUCCUGUGUUUUUCCGCCUUGUGGCCAUCUCUCCGUUAGUGCGGGAGAAAUUUGUUCAAUGGUCUUUCUUCAGUUCACCAGAUCGUGCCACGGAGUUGUUGUUUGAAUGUCCCUAUGCCGAGGUGCGAUUUUUGUUUGGGGCGUUGAUUGUUUACAUCGCCCGAAUCAGCUCGUCGGAUCCGUGCCAGUCCGGUGCUGGUUGUAUACGUGCUCUACAGCGAGCGUGCCAAUCACAAGCGCCUUCAUCUCUAUCUUCCUCUCUAACGGAUCAGAAUGCCCAGGCCGCCCGAGCAGAAUCUGCUGCCAGUUUGUUGCGUGCUUUCAUUUGUACUAACUCGCCUAGUGAUCUGAAUACGCCGUCGUGUAGUCAACCGAAUCUAACGGAUUGUUUACUUCAAUUAGUACUGUAUCAAUUACGCUACUCACCGGCCGAGUGUCUACGACAGACCGGUUCGAAUGCGCCUGGUACAUCUACGGAUCCGAAAUCUUUUUCAUCUUCACAUAUGGAUUCAUUUAACGAUGUAGGCUACGGUUCCCCCGGGAAAGCCACUCCGGGCACAUCUUACUCAAAAUGUACUGGUCGGUUCAGUUCGCAUCAUCCUUUGGUAUGGAGUCAAUACUUCUCAAUAUUUCUGGACUAUGCCAACACGGAUGAAGUAGCACGGAAACGACUGUUAAAAUUAGGUGUCCCGGAAUUGUUUCUACGUUAUGCUUUCAACAAUCAAUCCACGCUUACUUCGACCACAUCCUCAUUUGGCGUAUCUUGGUUGGGCUCCACAACCGCGCCAUCAAGCACCGCACGUUCUGCGGAUACUGUUAGACAAAGUCUUGACCGAAUUCUGUACACCGUGUGGGAUGCUUGCCUACAGGCUGGACAACCGAUUGCAUCCACUGCCGAGGAGACAUACCAUCGGCUAUCAGCUAGCGCGAAUGCCGUUCUGUUAGCCUUGACAGCUAAUUCGAACAAUAUGUCAUCUUGCUGGGAUCUCUAUGUGGCCGGUUUGGGAUCUAAUACGGGUGGCGGAGUUGGAGCUGGUGGUUCCCCGUCUAAUGGGAAUGUUCAGUAUGCCGGUGUGGUGAAAUUAUGGAAAUUACUAUCUCUUCUCGUCCGAUCAUUAGAUGUUUCUUCACUUAUAAUCUCCUCUUCGACGGCACCUUCAUUAUCACCAUUGGUUUCUACCGCUCCGCAAACACCGCCGGAAUCAGAACCACCUGUUUCGGACACUGUUCCGGUGCCGAUCGCUUCGACGGAACUAGAUACGCAUCCAAUGGGUGAUACCGUAGGUGUUGUAACUGCACCAACCGAUCCAGUUGCACCGUCUUCGUCGUUGGACGGUACGCAUCCUACCGUUAUAGCAAUAGACAAACGCACGAGACAUGGGUAUGCUACAACUCACAAGAAUCCGUACGCAACCAGCUCAGUACCACUGUAUCCAAUCUCACAGGCAUUAGCGUCUUGUCUUGUACCCAAUUCCCCAUCUCGGUCUGCUUCCCAUGCGAUCCGAUCGUGGCUGAAUGCCUCCACACUAGAGCCGAUUUCAAGCAUGUUGAUGUCAGUCACUCAGUACACUAAAGUGGUCAAAUUGUUCAUGGAACUUAUCGUGAAAGAUGUGAAUGUGCAAUCCUUGUUUCAAACGGACGAAAAUUUGACUCGUUGGAUGCACCAGUGGAUUGAGGCAAUCAAGCACAGUUUACAGCCUAGUUCAAACAUAUCUCAAUCCUAUUGGUGCAUGUCUUCCGGUCGAUCGAAUCAGGCUCAGGACACUAUGAUGCUGGCCCAGCAAGUCUACAAAAUUCUCCCAAUGACGGAUGACAUAGCCCCGGGUGUCAGUUCUGGUGAAAGCGAGGGUUUAGAGGAAGAUGAUGCUGACAGAUACCAGUCGGAGGAUGGAUCACAUUACGAAGAUCCCAUGGAACAUGAGGUGGAUGUUAAUUCCACGGGCCAGCGUGUGUUCUUCUCCGAUUCGUUACAAAUGCUGAAUUAUGAGCCGUUCCAAGUAUAUCUGCGUUCUCAGUUCUCCGAGGAAAAUGCACCUCCAGCUCCUGAUCCGAUUGCGCUCGAAACCACCAAUGGUGAACUCCUUGUUACCUUAAACAAAUUGGGUGAUGUUUCAUCGGAACCGGAAAAAGUUUCGCUACAUGGAGAUCAUGGUGGUGAUGCUUUGGAUCACCCAUUCGUUCCCGAACCCGAAUCGUCGUCAGCUGUGCCUGAACAAUCAGAGCAACAAGUAAAUAUUGUUCAUCGUCCAACUCGUCCAGCAGGGUCUGACCGACCACCGUUUUAG
This is a messenger RNA of Echinostoma caproni, 2307 nucleotides long. Lineage: Eukaryota; Metazoa; Platyhelminthes; Trematoda; Plagiorchiida; Echinostomatidae. The record is from the annotation of a GenBank genome assembly.